Messenger RNA from Dendrobium catenatum, 1270 nucleotides. RefSeq names its product probable beta-1,4-xylosyltransferase GT43A. The record is from RefSeq and is a predicted model, not a curated record. Gene Ontology annotation, molecular function: xylosyltransferase activity; galactosylgalactosylxylosylprotein 3-beta-glucuronosyltransferase activity. Bases 17 to 1063 code for a protein of 348 amino acids. Gene Ontology annotation, cellular component: Golgi membrane. Lineage: Eukaryota; Viridiplantae; Streptophyta; Magnoliopsida; Asparagales; Orchidaceae. Gene Ontology annotation, biological process: plant-type secondary cell wall biogenesis; glucuronoxylan biosynthetic process. The transcript is spliced from 3 exons.
CACCACAAAAGAGGAGAUGGGGAACUCCUCAGACAAACCCAAAAAGAGAAUCCAUCUAUGGAAGAAGGUCCUCAUCCACUUCUCCCUCUGCUUUGUCAUGGGCUUCUUCAUCGGCUUCGCGCCUACAAGCACCACCAUCUCCCUUUUCUCCGCCCAACCUUCCGCCGCUGACAUCCGAAACCUCGGUGUUUCCGAUGUCAAGACUGAAGUCCUUAACCGAAGCCUCCUUGCAGAGCUUCAUCCCGAAGCUUCAAAUUCCGUUUGGUCAGACUGCAAUGAAACAGAGCAAGAGCUCAGCUCCAAGGAACAGCUAAUAGUCAUAACAACCACCCACCCAACUGACCAAUUUAAAGUUGCUUCCUUGUGGAGAUUGGCAAAUACGCUUAGAUUGGUGCCUCCACCACUACUAUGGAUUGUCAUCGAGUCCAAUUCCGACUCUCCGGCGACCGCAAAGAUGCUUAGGCAGACCGGCAUCAUGUAUCGGCACAUCACAUAUAAGGAGAAUUUCACUGAUGCCGACGCUGAGGCCUACCAUCAGAGAAAUGUAGCUUUGAACCAUGUCGAACACCAUCGGCUAAAUGGAAUAGUGCACUUUGCCAGUGCCUUCAACAUCUAUCCUCUUCAAUUCUUUGAGGACAUUCGAGAAAUAGAGGUGUUUGGGGCAUGGCCAGUAGCAAUGGUGUCUGCGAGCAGGAAGAGGAUUGUGGUGGAAGGACCGAUUUGCAGUUCUUCGAAGGUUGUUGGCUGGGAAUCAAAGGAGCUGAGUAAUAAUGGAACUGCAGCAUCAAGAAACCCAAUUUCUACCUCAGAAUCAGGCAAUGGAACAACAGAGAGUAGACUACCUGCAAGGAUCAAUAUCUCAGCUUUUGCAUUUAACAGCUCAAUACUAUGGGAUCCAGAGCGGUGGGGACGCCCUUCCUCCAUUCCAGAUAGCUCCCAGGAUUCAAUCAGGUUCGUCCAUCAGGCAGUUCUGGAGGAUGAGAGUAAGAUCAGAGCCAUCCCUUCCGACUGUUCUAAGAUCAUGAUGUGGCAUCUGCAUAUACAGAGGCGAACUUCUCACUGAUCAGUGAAAGCAGAAAUGAUAGGAGAUCAGCUUACAUAUAUAUACCAGUUUUUUAUUCUUCAUUUUUGAGAUAUUUUUUUGGUUUUUAAAACGAAUUAUUAUUUAUGAGUUCAUUGUAAUGGCCUUCAACAUCUGAAGGAAUACUCAUUCAGAAGAGAAAAAGUUGGUCGUCGAGUACUUUCAACGGUAACUUAGCUUGAAAAAAGA